GGCGCUUUGAGGGGCUCGCAGAGGGGGCUCGCAGGUGUAGGUUGAGGUUCUAGCUCGCUCUCGGGUUCUCCGCGAAGCCCAGCCACACCGUCCCGAGGCAUGGGCCGACAGUGGGGUCCUGCCAUGAGGGUAGCCGAGCAGGCGGGCUGCGUGGUGAGCGCCUCACGGGCCGGGCAACCCGAGGCUGGCUCGUGGAGCUGCAGCGGGGUGAUCCUGAAUCAAAGCCCGGGCCUGGUGCUUUGCCACGGUGGCAUCUUCACCCCCUUUCUGCGGGCUGGCAGCGGGGUGCUGACUGCGGCCGGUGCCACCUUCCUGCCUGGCGACAGUUGCAGCGACGACCUGCGCCUGCACGUGCAGUGGGGCCCAACGGCCUUGAGUCCCACAGGCCGCACGGAGCGGGGACGCCCCAGGUUGUGCACGCCUGGGUGCGCCAGUCUGGAGCCCAGCCCGCCGGCCCGGCACCGCGGACGACCCCUGCAGCCUCCACACCCUGCCGAGCUGCUGCUGCUGCUGAGCUGCCCGGACUUCCGGGCCCACUUCGCUCGUCUCUUCGGGAGCGAGGCGACAGAGCAGUGGCGAUUUGCGAGCUCUUCGCCGGAAGACGAAAUGUCGGGGGAUGAGGAGGAGGAUCAGCUGAGAGCGCUGGGCUGGUUCGCGCUGCUGCGUGUGAAGCACGGCUCAGAGGAGAAAGCGGAUGAGCUCAGGCCAGCAAUGGCCGUGGUGCCUCUCGGGACCGUUCCCAAGGGCUCGCCGCUGCUGGCCUGUGGCUCCCCGUUCGGGUCCUUCUGCCCGGACAUCUUUCUUAAUACGCUCAGCCACGGCGUCCUUAGCAACGCGGCAGGCCCGCUACUGCUCACCGAUGCGCGCUGCCUGCCUGGCAGUGAGGGUGGCGGCGUGUUCACAGUGCGACACGCGGGGGCACUGGUGGCGCUGGUGGCGGCACCCCUCUGCUGGAAGGCCCGCGAGUGGGUGGGCCUCACACUGCUUUGCGCUGCCGCACCUCUACUCCGUGCCGCCCGUGUCGCGCUCCGCUGCCUGCGUCCCAGCACGGCUUCAUUGGCCGCUCUCCUGCCCCCCGAAGUGGGCGCCCCUUGGGGUCUGCCCCUCCAAGACCCCGGGCCUCCGUGGGCAGCCGCAGCCGUGCUGGUGGAGUGUGGCACCGUCUGGGGCUCUGGAGUGGUCGUGGCGCCCCGCCUCAUGGUGACCUGCCGGCAUGUGGCACCCCGCGAGAUGGCCAGAGUCCUGGUGCGCCCCACCAUGCCUAAGAGUGCCAAGAUCUGGGGACAUGUGGUGUUUGCCACUCAGGAGACAUCUCCGUAUGACAUAGCAGUGGUGAGCCUGGAGAAGGAACUAGAGGGUGUCCACAUGCCUGUGCCCACUGAGCAUUUUCACGAAGGCGAGGCUGUCAGCGUGGUGGGCUUUGGCGUUUUUGGCCAGGCUUGCGGGCCCUCGGUGACCUCGGGCAUCCUGUCAGCUGUGGUGCAGGUGGAAGACACUCCAGUGAUGCUGCAGAGCACAUGUGCUGUGCAUGGUGGCUCCAGUGGGGGACCCCUCUUCUCUACCUGCUCAGGGAACCUCCUGGGCAUUGUCGCCAGCAACACCCGGGACAAUAACACGGGGGCCACCUACCCGCACCUGAACUUCAGCAUUCCCAUCACCGUGCUCCAGCCGGCCCUGCAGCAGUACAGCCAGACGGGCGACCUGAGCGGCCUCCGAGAGCUGGACCACGUCGCUGAGCCAGUGAGGGUGGUAUGGCGGCUGCAGCGGCCCCUGACAGAGGCCCUGCGGAGCAAGCUCUGAGCCUGUGUCACCCGCGGGAGAGAAGAGCGACCAUUUAAUGCCAUGGGAAGGGCCAAGGGGACAGCAGCCUCAGGACCCUGACCCGGCACGCCCCAGCUGGGCAGCCUCCCAUCACCGCCUGCCUUGUUCCGCCCGGAGUCUGGAUCAAACUUCAGCCCCGUGGGUCUCCAAGCCGGUAGCCCGUCUUGGGGGUGCUUUUUUCAACCCCCACCUCUCUGUCCCCAGCACUAACUCAGCUCUGUUUCUCCCCAGCUGGGGAGCCCAGCACAACUGCACAACAGACCUGGUCCUGGCAGUUGGUGGGAAGGCAGGCCCAGCCCUGGUUUCGAGUCCAUUCCCUGUCUCCCGCUGGCCGCUGGCCACUGGAGCAGUUGCUUCCCUGGGGCCUUGGCUCCUCCCUGCUCUCUGUCAGAAUCAGCAGGCUGAUGGAGCACUGGCGCUUCCUCAGAAAACCUGGGCAGAGAAACCCGGCUCUGAAGACUGGAGACAAGGGAAAGGAAUCUCCCUGUUCUGCCAGAUCUAUAGGGAGGCAGAGUGCUCGGAAGUCAGGACUCCCGGGUCUUCAUAUGUCAGGUGUCAUUGACCUACAGGGGCAUUCUGACGCAGUGCCUUAAUUUUCAGCCCAUACAAUGGGUCUCAGGAAUCUUGGCGGAGAUGGGGUCGGGGGUGGUUAGAAUGAG
This is a messenger RNA of Pteronotus mesoamericanus, 2480 nucleotides long. It is a transcript of the gene TYSND1, whose product is annotated as trypsin like peroxisomal matrix peptidase 1. Gene Ontology annotation, cellular component: peroxisome. The record is from RefSeq and is a predicted model, not a curated record. Gene Ontology annotation, molecular function: serine-type endopeptidase activity. Bases 100 to 1800 code for a protein of 566 amino acids. Gene Ontology annotation, biological process: protein processing; regulation of fatty acid beta-oxidation. NCBI's taxonomy places the organism in Eukaryota, Metazoa, Chordata, Mammalia, Chiroptera, Mormoopidae. The transcript has 4 exons.